This is a messenger RNA of Cuscuta epithymum, 4507 nucleotides long. Lineage: Eukaryota; Viridiplantae; Streptophyta; Magnoliopsida; Solanales; Convolvulaceae. The record is from the annotation of a GenBank genome assembly.
GGGACAGAGAGAGUAUAACGAUAAAUGAUGAUUUGAAAGGCUAGGAUUGAGAGUGGUCAUACAAAAAUUGAUGCUUAUCACAACAAGGGUUUUCAUGUGUACAAUAUUCAAAAAUAUUCUUGUAGUUUUAGGUAUUUAUAAAUCCACCCUCAAAUGGAAAACAAAGAAUUUUUUUACUUCAUUGAAUAAAUACUAAAAGUACAUUUUUCUCUCCGGCCGGCGGCUCUCUUGCCGUUCUGUUGCUCGGUAAUUUCUCUCCGGCCGGCGGCUCUCUUGCCGUUCUGUUGCUCGGUAGUUUCUCUCCGGCCGGCGGCUCUCUUGCCGUUCUGUUGCUCGGUAGUUUCUUUCCGGCCGGCGGCUCUCUUUCCGUUUUGUUGCUCGGUAGUUCUGGCCAGUAUUUCUGGGAGGUGACUUUCUUCUUUCUAUGAGAUGCGUUAGCUGGAAUUGCAGAGGGCUGGGAAACCUUGCCACAGUCCAAGUGCUGGUGGAUCUUGUUCGGGACAGACGCCCAUUGGUCGUAUUCCUGAUUGAAACUAAGGCAGGGAGGCAGCGAUUGGAAGAGGUAAGGAGUAUUUUAGGCUUCCGUAAUGUGUAUACUGUUGAAAAUAUGGGAUUGAGUGGUGGGUUAGCCGUAUUGUGGGCAGAGGAGGUAAAUUUGAGAGUGGAUGCUUCGAGUCCACACUUUAUCGAUUGUUAUGUGUGUAUCGAAUCAGGAGCUCCUGAGUGGAGGUUUACAGGAUUUUAUGGUAUUCCGGAUAGACGGAGGCGCAGGGAAUCAUGGGAUAUACUCAGGUCUUUGGGUGAUAGAGGGGAUCAGCCUUGGAUGUUAAUGGGAGAUUUCAAUGAUAUAAUGUUCCAAAGUGAGAAAAAGGGAAGAGUUCCCCAACCUCCAUGGCUACUCCGGGGAUUCCGUGAAACAGUUUGGGCCACCGGGUUGCAGAAUUUCCAGUUCGAUGGAUACCAAUGGACCUGGGAGCGUGGUCGGGGGACGGAAGGGUGGGUUGAAGAGAAAUUAGACAUAAUUCUUGUCAAUGAAGGCUGGUUAGAUUUGUUCGGGGCAGCAAAAGCUUGUACCUUGAAAGGGGGAGCUAGUGAUCAUCUCAUUUUGUUCAUCAAAUUGCAUAAGGAGGUGAGAGUGAGAAGUACUCGUCCCUUUAAAUUUGAAAGUGUAUGGCUUCGUGAAGAUGAAUGUAAAGAGGUUGUGGUUCAUAGUUGGAGUGCAGCGGGGAACUGUUCUAUUUUGAGAAAGCUGAGUAUUUGUGGACAGGCUCUACAACAAUGGGGAAGAGGAUUAAGAAGAGGUUACCGAGCUCGCAUUGAUGAGUGUAGGAAGCGGAUGAACUGGUUACGAGGACAGGUUGAUAACAGAAGUUGCUGGGAAUUUCAAAGGGUCAAGGCAAAUUACUUGUCACUGUUGGAGCAGCAAAAUAUAUUUUGGAGACAGCGUGCCAAAGAAUUUUGGCUAAGAGAGGGCGAUAUUAAUUCAAAAUUCUUUCAUAACGCAGUCAAACAGCGGAGAAGACGUAACAGAAUGUUAGGAUUGACAGAUCCAGACGGGGAGUGGGUAGAUGAGAGAAAGGGUAUGAGAAGAUUAUUCUCGAUUACUUUGACAAUAUUUUUUCCUCUUCUCCUCUUAAUGGAAGGAAUUUCCGGACUGGUAUUACUAGGAAGGUGACUGUUCAGCAGAAUGGACAUUUAUUGAGUCCUUUACGAACAGAAGAGAUUAGGAAAGCGACUUUUGAUAUGUUUCCUGAUAAGUCUCCGGGACCGGAUGGGAUGAGUCCGGGGUUUUUUCAACACUUUUGGAAUACUGUAGGGCCUGAAGUGGUUCGUUUUUGUUCUGAACUCUUUAUAAAAGGAAGAGUACCGAAGGAGGUAAAUAUUACGAAUUUGGUUUUAAUCCCGAAAAAAGAGAACCCCCGGGGGAUGGGGGACUGGAGACCCAUUGCUCUUUGCAACUUUAUUUAUAAAAAAAUUUCAAAGGUACUGGCUAACCGGAUGAAAGGCAUUCUUUGUAGCCUUAUUUCGGAAAACCAAAGUGCAUUUAUCCCGGGGCGUAGUAUAGUAGAUAAUGUUUUAAUAGCCUUUGAAACACAACACUACCUCAAAAGGAAGAAUCAAGGUAAGGAAGGCUUUGUUGCUCUAAAACUUGAUAUGAGCAAAGCUUACGAUCGAGUGGACUGGGGCUACCUUCAGGCCAUUAUGCUUGAGAUGGGUUUCACAGAAAGGUGGGUAAACUUGAUUUUGCAGUGUGUUUCAACAGUUGAGUACUUUAUCCCGUUUGAUGAAAAAGUGAUAGGACCUAUUCGACCGAAGCGUGGGAUUAGACAGGGAGACCCUUUGUCACCGUAUUUGUUUAUACUGGUUGCUGAAGGUUUAAGUGCAUUGCUUAGACAGGAAGAAAGUAGGGGGGAUAUUACUGGAGUGGCAGUAGCUAGAGGUGCCCCAAAGGUAACUCAUCUUUUUUUCGCCGACGACAGUUAUCUUUUUUUCAAAGCUAAAGAAUCUGAAUGUAAUGCUAUUAAGCGGGUGCUUAAAACCUAUGAGGACCUCUCUAAACAAACUAUUAAUUUUAACAAAUCAUCAGUGAGGUUUAGUGCAAAUGUGAAGGAGGAGCUUCGAGUGCAACUAGGAGGCGGGCUGGGAAUUCGCUUAGAAUUUGAAAUGGAUAGCUAUCUGGGUCCGCCAGCUCUAGUAGGGAGGCGCAAAAAAGAGAUCCUUUGUUAUCUUAAAGAACGGAUAAUAAAAAGGCUUCAAAGUUGGAAUCAUCGUUUUUUGUCUCGAGCAGGGAGAGAGGUUUUACUCAAAUCUGUCAUUCAAUCUAUGCCUACAUAUGCUAUGAACGUUUUUCUUCUCCCCCUAGAGAUGUGUAAUGAUAUUGAGAAGCUUAUGAAUGGAUAUUGGUGGAAAGGGGCAGAUUUGACAAAGAGGGGCAUUCGAUGGAGGAAGUGGCAGGGGUUGUGUGUGCCAAAGAGGCAAGGUGGGUUGGGUUUUCGAAGGUUGCGGGAGUUUAAUGUGGCAAUGCUUGCGAAGCUGAUCAAGGAGCCUAAUUCCUUGGUGGGCAGAAUUUUGAAAUCUCGUUACUAUCCUAACACGGAUUUUUUUGGCGCUAAAGUUGGGGCGAACCCAUCUUUUACAUGGCGGAGCAUCAUGGAGGCAAAAGAGGUGGUUGCCUCGGGCAUUAGACAGAGAGUAGGUGAUGGUAAAGAAACAAUGGUGUGGGGUCAUGCAUGGCUUCCAGGUAAGGGGGAUGGAAAAGUUAAGUCACCGCGUCCCCCAGGAGUGCAAGAUAUGAACGUGACAGCUCUUGUCACGGAAGAUGGGAAUGCUUGGAAUGUUGCUAGAGUUAAGGAGCUCUUUAAUGAGGAGGAGGCUAAAGUUAUAUUAAGUAUUCCCCGUAGCAACAGGAGGGUGCGAGAUGGAAUAAGCUGGGUUGGUGAACCAAGAGGGGAGUUUUCUGUACGAAGCUGUUACCGUUUUCUUGUAGGGGAGACUAGCUCGCAAGAGUGGGUUGGGUGGACAAAAAUGUGGAAUUUUCAUUUACCACCUAAAAUAAAAAUAUUUUUCUGGCAAUUCAUGAAUGGUUUUCUACCCACUAAUGAUAAGCUGAGGAAGCGGGGAGUCGAGGUUGAUCCCGUAUGCAAGGUUUGCGAGCAGGAGGAAGAGCCAAGGAUACACUUUUUCAGAUAUUGUACAGUAGCUCAACUUGUGUGGCAGCAUAUGGGACUACUGUUUGCAGGUCAACAAAUCCCAGAUUCUCAAUGGGUGCAAAAUAUCUUUGAUACGCAGUCCGAAGACCGGUGCAAUCACUUUAUUGUCAUGCUAUGGAGUUUAUGGAAAGCUAGAAAUGAAGUGGUGUGGCGUCACAAUAAAAUGGAUCACCGGGCUGUUAUGAACUGUGGGGCUGCUACGUUGAAAGGUUGGCAGGAUGCCCAGCUUCCAGGAGGUAAAAAAGGAGGCUGCAAAAGACUGAAUUCAAGAGAAAAAUGGCAGCAACCGCCAGUGGGAUGUGUAAAGAUCAAUGUCGAUGCUGCUAUAGAUUUAAAGAGGGGCUGUUGCGGGCUGGCUAUGGUUGGCAGAGAGACUAACGGCAACUUCUUAGCAGCAAGAAGGAAUGCAUAUGCAGUAACUUGGGAACCAAAAGUGGCUGAGGCGAUGGCUGUCCGGGAGGCAAUCAUUUGGGCACAAAAACAGGGUUGGAGACGGGUGGAAAUUGAAACAGAUGCACAGUUGGUUAGUACAGGAGUUAUUGCAGAACCGGGUGCCUCUUACUUUGAUCUUCUGGUUGAUGAUAUUAGACAAAUGUUAGCUUUAGAAGCAAAUUUUUCUGUCAAACAUGUUUCACGAUCUGCGAAUCGUGUGGCUCAUGCAUUAGCAGGGGUUGCCGUUUCUUUGUCAGAUUGUCGGGAAUUUUUUAAUUCUCCUCCGGAGUGUAUUGUAAGCCAUUUGGCUAAUGACUUGGUUUGAGUAAUAAGAUAGUUUUGUUUUAUUCAAAAAAAAAAUCCAC